AUGGAGGGAUACAACCAACAAUCAUCGUCCCAUCAGGGGUCGAUAGAUAUCAAGGAUGAAACAGAGAGUGCUGCCACUGUCCUUGGGGAUGAAACUCCCCAAAAGAGCAGCCCUUCGCAUAGUCAGCACAACGACUGGAGCUUGCUGAGGCAGGUUCAAGAGCAACAUGAGCGAGGCCUGGCCUCCGGAUUCAAACGUCAGGAACUUGGUGUCACCUGGCAAAAUCUGAGUGUCGAUGUCAUCAGCGCCGACGCUGCUGUCAACGAAAAUGUCUUGUCACAGUUCAACAUCCCCCAGCAUAUUAAAGAAUCGCGCAACACACCCCCAUUGCGCACCAUUCUGAACAAGAGUCAUGGUUGUGUCAAGCCUGGUGAGAUGCUUUUGGUUCUCGGACGCCCUGGCUCCGGUUGCAGCACGCUGUUGAAGAUGCUCUCCAACCGCCGUGGAGGGUUCAAGUCCGUCGAAGGUGACGUCCGUUUUGGAUCGAUGACCCCUAAGGAGGCUAGCAAUUAUCGGGGUCAAAUCGUUAUGAAUACCGAGGAGGAGCUUUUCUUCCCAACUUUGACCGUUGGACAAACAAUGGAUUUCGCGACUCGCCUCAAGGUUCCCUUCAACCUUCCAAACGGUAUCGACUCUGCCGAAGCCUACCACGCCGAAGCAAAGAAGUUUUUGAUGGAAUCAAUGGGGAUCUCUCACACCGAAGAUACCAAGGUCGGCAACGAGUACGUUCGUGGUGUCUCUGGCGGUGAACGCAAACGUGUUUCGAUCAUCGAAUGCCUCGCCACCCGUGGAUCCGUCUUUUGCUGGGAUAACAGUACCCGUGGUCUAGAUGCAAGCACUGCUCUGGAGUGGACGAAGGCAAUCCGUGCCAUGACCGAUACCCUAGGUCUGUCCACCAUCGUCACUCUGUACCAGGCUGGCAAUGGUAUCUAUGACCUCUUCGACAAGGUGCUGGUUCUUGACGAGGGUGAGCAGGUCUACUACGGUCCUCGGUCCCAGGCUCGGCCAUUCAUGGAGGAAGUGGGCUUCGUUUGUCGCGAGGGUUCUAAUGUUGCCGACUUCCUGACUGGUGUCACUGUACCUACUGAACGCCGCAUCCGCGAUGGAUACGAAACCCGUUUCCCGCGAAACAAGGACGCUCUUCGUCAGGAAUAUGAGAAGUCCCCCAUUCACACCGAUAUGCUCUCCGAGUACGACUAUCCCGACUCUGAUUCAGCACGCCAGCGCACACAGGACUUCAAGGAUGGCGUCGCGUUUGAGACAUCCAAGCAGCUGCCCAAGAGCAGUCCUCUAACCGUGAGCUUUACCGAACAAGUCAAGGCCUGCAUUACCCGGCAAUACCAGAUCAUCUGGGGUGACAAAGCGACCUUCAUCAUCAAACAAGUUGCCACCUUAAUGCAAGCCCUCAUUGCUGGUUCCCUCUUCUACAGUGCCCCAGACAACUCAGGUGGACUUUUCGUCAAAUCCGGUGCUCUUUUCUUCUCCCUCCUGUAUAACAGUUUGCUUGCCAUGUCCGAAGUGACGGACUCAUUCGAGGGUCGUCCUGUUUUGGUCAAGCAUAAGGGCUUCGCCAUGUUCCAUCCUGCCGCUUUCUGCAUUGCUCAAAUUACUGCCGACAUUCCUGUAUUGCUAUUCCAGGUCAGCAUGUUCUCGCUGGUCGUGUACUUCAUGGUUGGCUUGACAACAUCAGCUGGAGCUUUCUUUACCUACUGGAUCUUGGUGUUCGCUACUACUAUGUGUAUGACCGCCCUGUUCCGUGCUAUUGGUGCUCUUUUCACAACAUUCGAUGGUGCUUCCAAAGUCUCCGGUUUCCUCAUCUCUGCUCUGAUCAUGUAUACCGGUUACAUGAUUCAAAAGCCCCAGAUGCACCCUUGGUUUGGAUGGAUCUUCUGGAUUGACCCCCUCGCCUACGGCUUUGAGGCUCUCCUAUCGAACGAAUUCCACAACAAGAUUAUCCCUUGCGUUGGCACCAACCUCAUCCCUCAAGGCCCCGGCUACAACGACAGCGCACAUCAGUCUUGUGCCGGUGUUGGUGGUGCCAUCCAGGGUAACACUUAUGUCACUGGUGACCAGUACCUCAGCUCGCUCUCCUACAGCCAUGCUCACCUCUGGCGCAAUUUCGGUAUCAAUUUGGCGUGGUGGGUGCUGUUCGUGGUUGUCACCAUCAUCGCCACUUCUAAGUGGAAGUCCCCCAGCGAAAGUGGAAGCUGCUUGGUGAUUCCGCGCGAGCGACUGGAACAGCACAACCAGAAUGCACCAGUCGACGAGGAGUCACAGGUUCCAGAGAAGUCCAAGAAGCCAUCUGCCGGCGAUGCCCGUGAUGAGAACAAUAUUGAUAACCAGCUGGUUCGCAAUACCUCUGUGUUCACCUGGAAGAAUCUAAGCUACACUGUGAAGACACCCACCGGCGAUCGUCUGCUGUUGGAUAAUGUCUACGGCUGGGUGAAGCCGGGUAUGCUGGGUGCUCUGAUGGGUUCAUCUGGUGCGGGCAAGACCACUUUGCUGGACGUUCUGGCUCAGCGAAAGACUGAGGGUACCAUCAAGGGUUCGAUCAUGGUUGAUGGUCGUCCUCUUCCUGUUUCCUUCCAACGUUCCGCCGGUUACUGCGAGCAGCUCGACGUCCUGGAACCUUUCGCCACUGUCCGCGAGUCUCUCGAGUUCUCCGCUCUGCUUCGUCAAAGCCGAGAUGUGUCACGUGAGGAGAAGUUGAAGUACGUCGACACUAUUAUUGAUCUGCUUGAGCUGCAUGACCUUGCCGAUACUCUCAUCGGUCGUGUCGGUGCGGGAUUGAGCGUAGAGCAGCGGAAACGUGUCACCAUUGGUGUCGAGCUGGUUUCCAAGCCCAGUAUCCUGAUCUUCCUCGACGAGCCUACCUCUGGCCUUGAUGGACAGUCCGCCUACAACACCGUUCGUUUCUUGAGAAAGCUUGCUGAUGUCGGUCAAGCUGUGCUCGUUACCAUUCACCAGCCCUCCGCCCAGCUGUUCGCCGAAUUCGACACACUGCUUCUGCUCGCCAAGGGGGGCAAGACUGUGUACUUUGGUGAUAUCGGUGACAACGGCACCACUGUCAAGAACUAUUUCGGCCGUUAUGGCGCCCCCUGCCCGGCCAACACUAACCCAGCUGAGCACAUGAUUGACGUUGUCUCUGGUCACCUUAGCCAGGGUCGCGACUGGAACCAAGUCUGGCUGGAGUCGCCAGAGCACGAGAAAGCUACCAAAGAGCUUGAACAGAUUAUUGAUACUGCCGCCGCCAGUCCUCCCGGUACUCACGACGAUGGACAGGAGUUCGCAACUUCGAUCUGGGAACAGACCAAGUUGGUGACCACCCGCAUGAGCAAGGCCCUGUUCCGUAACACGGACUAUGUCAACAACAAAUUUGCUCUGCACAUCGGUUCUGCCCUGUUCAACGGCUUUUCCUUCUGGAUGAUUGGCGAUAGCGUCGGCGACCUGCAAAUGCGUCUUUUCACCAUUUUCAACUUCAUCUUUGUCGCCCCCGGUGUGAUCAACCAGCUGCAGCCGCUCUUCCUGGAGCGUCGUGCGAUCUAUGAGCAACGCGAGAAGAAAUCCAAAAUGUACUCGUGGUGGGCCUUUGUUACUGCUCUGGUUGCCUCUGAGAUCCCCUACCUCUGCAUCUGCGGUGUCCUCUACUUCGUCUGUUGGUAUUGGACAAUCGGUGCCGACACAGCUUCCAGCAAGUCUGGCGCAACCUUCUUCAUGAUGCUGCUCUACGAGUUCGUGUACACUGGUAUCGGGCAAUUUGUCGCCGCGUACGCGCCCAAUGCCACCUUUGCCGCGUUGGUCAACCCCCUCAUCAUCGGAACCCUGGUCUCCUUCUGUGGUGUCCUCGUGCCGUACGCGCAAAUCCAGGAAUUCUGGCGCUACUGGAUCUACUGGCUGAACCCUUUCAACUACCUGAUGGGUGGUCUAUUGGUUUUCAAUGUAUGGGACACCGAUAUCAACUGCAAAGAGAGCGAGUUUGCCAUCUUUGACCCGCCCAACGGCACUACUUGCAUCAACUACCUGAGAGACUAUAUGGAAACCAUUGGCGCACGGAUGAACCUGGUGAAUCCCGAUGCGACCGAAGCUUGCCGCGUGUGUGAGUACACUCACGGCAGCGACUACCUGUACAACCUCAACCUGAAGGAGUACUACUAUGGGUGGCGGGAUAUUGGCAUUGUGGCUAUCUUUGCGAUUAGCUCGUAUGCCUUGGUCUAUCUGCUGAUGAAGCUGCGGACCAAGGCGUCGAAGAAGGCCGAGUAG
Messenger RNA from Penicillium daleae, 4260 nucleotides. RefSeq names its product putative ABC multidrug transporter. Gene Ontology annotation, cellular component: membrane. Lineage: Eukaryota; Fungi; Ascomycota; Eurotiomycetes; Eurotiales; Aspergillaceae. Gene Ontology annotation, biological process: transmembrane transport. The record is from RefSeq and is a predicted model, not a curated record. Gene Ontology annotation, molecular function: ATP hydrolysis activity; ATP binding; ABC-type transporter activity. The transcript is spliced from 2 exons. The coding region runs from base 1 to 4260 and encodes 1419 amino acids.